AUGACCACGUUAUUUUAUUUCCACGAAACAGAUAUUUUUCCAUAUCGACCAAUUAACUCAAUAUGGAUAAUUAUUUAUACAACAUUAUCAUUUAUUUGCUUUCUUAUAAUUGAUCAAACUACCAAAUCUAUUUCAAAAAUUAAGGCUGAAAAUAAUCGUAACAACAAUUGGUUAAGACAAAAUACAUUACUUAGUUUUAUACAUUCAUCAAUUUGUUCGAUAUUAAUUGUGAUUGCUGUUUUACGUGCACCAGAAAUGUUUGAUGAUCCAUUAUCCCAUAUUAAUUUUUUUAAUUAUGCAUUAAUUGCUUUUAGUGUUGGAUAUUUUUUUUGGGAUUUUUUUGAUUGUUUACAGAAUUCUACAUCAUCAACAUUUGCUAUUCUUAUUCAUCAUAUUAUUGUUAUAACAUUUUUUUUACAUAUACUUCUUCGUACACGUAAUAUUGGUUAUGGUCUAUAUGCUCUUUCACUUGAAAUCAAUAGUGUUUUCUUACAUGCACGACGACUUUUACGUUGGUAUUCACCAAUAUCACCAUCACGUAAUUAUAAGAAAACUCUUAAAUUAUAUAUUGAUAUUGGAAAUUACAUAACAUUUAUAUUAUUUCGUUUUGGUGUUGUUAUUACGGGUCUAUGGCAGUUAUAUGUACAACGUCAUCGACUUGAUCCAAUAGUUCAUAUAUUUACACUGAUGUGUGUUUCUUCAAUUGGCAUCUUAAAUAUUGUAUUAUUUUAUCGUUUAGUUAAAAAUCAAAUUAGUCGAAAAUUAGAAAGAAAAAGGGAUAAAUUAAUUGAAGAUAACGUUAUGAUGAUAGAUAAUCAUGUUAUAUUACCAAGUUAA
Molecule: messenger RNA, 837 nt
Organism: Rotaria sp. Silwood1
Lineage: Eukaryota; Metazoa; Rotifera; Eurotatoria; Philodinida; Philodinidae
Source: the annotation of a GenBank genome assembly